AUGUUUAAGUUUAUGCGCAUAACUAAAGCAAUUAACAAAACUGUUGUUUUAACAAGGAAAUAUUGUGAUCCAUGUGAAAAAUCGACGUGUUGCCCGACUAGUCCACCGUCCUACACCUGUUCUCAGUUACCAGCUUACUAUUGCUGCCCAAGGACAAAAUACGAUGUAAACUUUAUCUACGUAAAUGAUAAGCCACCGAGCACAGCGCUAAGGGACUUUGUUGAUAGAACUGCACAAACUCUUUUCUGGACAGAAAUUAUUAGAGGCUUUGCCGUGACGCUCGGACAUAUAUUCAAAGAGCCGGCGACGAUUAACUAUCCAUUUGAAAAGGGACCGCUGUCACCUCGAUUUCGGGGCGAACAUGCACUUAGAAGGUAUCCUUCGGGAGAGGAGAGAUGUAUUGCUUGCAAAUUAUGCGAAGCGUUUUGUCCAGCUCAAGCAAUAACAAUAGAAGCAGAAGAGCGUCACGAUGGUUCCCGACGGGCCGUAAGAUACGAUAUAGAUCUCACCAAAUGUAUAUUUUGCGGAUACUGCCAAGAAGCUUGUCCUGUUGAUGCAAUAGUCGAAGGACCGAACUUCGAAUAUUCAACUGAAACACAUGAAGAAUUGCUGUAUAAUAAAGAAAAAUUGCUAAGCAAUGGUGACCGCUGGGAGCCUGAGAUCGUUAGCAAUUUGAGAGAUAAUCACUUAUAUCGAUAAAUACUUAAAUUAUUCACAAUAUUUGUUUUUUUUUAAAAAACAAAAAAAAUGCGGUGUUCAUGUAAUUUAUUCGGACUUGUUGAAUUGUAUAAUCUAAAAAUAUAUCUGUUCAUUAAUA
This is a messenger RNA of Nymphalis io (European peacock), 817 nucleotides long. Its product is annotated as NADH-ubiquinone oxidoreductase subunit 8-like. NCBI's taxonomy places the organism in Eukaryota, Metazoa, Arthropoda, Insecta, Lepidoptera, Nymphalidae. The record is from RefSeq and is a predicted model, not a curated record. Gene Ontology annotation, biological process: mitochondrial respiratory chain complex I assembly; mitochondrial electron transport, NADH to ubiquinone. The transcript is spliced from 2 exons. Gene Ontology annotation, cellular component: membrane. Gene Ontology annotation, molecular function: 4 iron, 4 sulfur cluster binding; NADH dehydrogenase activity. Bases 1 to 699 code for a protein of 232 amino acids.